CAAGGUGGUGUACGUGGCCAGGAAUCCCAAGGACGUCUGCGUCUCCUUCUUCCACCACUGCAGACUCAUGACACACGUCGACUUCCUUGGAGAUAUGCAGAUGUUCGUGAAGUAUUUCAUGGAGGGCCUCAUCGUGGCAACUCCGGUCAUGGAGCACAUGGUAGAGGCAUGGAAUGUGCGUCACCACCCCAACAUCUGCUUCAUCUUUUUUGAAGACAUGAAACGUGAUCUCCAAUCAGAAAUCCGCAGGGUAGCCGAGUUUCUGGGCAAGUCACUCUCGUGUGAGCAAGUAGAUGAGCUGGCAGAGCACCUUCAUUUUGAUAACUUCAAAAAGAACCCUUACGUCAACAAGGAAGAAGGAAAGACGGCGGGCGACUUCCAUGCAGAUCGGGGCGACUUCAUAAGAAAGGGAAAAAUCGGUGACUGGAAGAAUCAUUUCACGCCAGAGAUGAGUGAGAAGUUCGACAAGUGGAUGGCAGAGAAGUUAAAGGGCACUGAUCUUUCAUUCACCAUGGAGGAUGCGUGAAACAGGAUUGAUGUAGGACGUCACAUCAGUGCGUGAUCAUUGGUGUCCAGGACUUUAAAGUUCGCCGCUGGUUUUGUUCACCCUGUCGUGCUAUGAUGCGGAGCGAAACUGAAAUUGAAUUCAGGUAGGUCUGAAUACGAAUUGGAGGUUUUCAGCCUUUGGAGCUAUGAAAACUGAGACGGACAUUGGUCAGAAAUCCAGACGUGACCGCAUGUUUGAGGCCGUCGCUUGUGAGGAGGAAAGAUGGGAGAAAUACGGGACGGUGUUUAGGCACAUUCGAACAAGAUCUGACGGCGGGUGACUGAUUUUUUAAAGAACAGCACAGGUAGUUAUAUACAUAC
Molecule: messenger RNA, 867 nt
Organism: Pollicipes pollicipes
Lineage: Eukaryota; Metazoa; Arthropoda; Thecostraca; Pollicipedomorpha; Pollicipedidae
Product: sulfotransferase 1E1
Exons: 2
Coding region: 68-526 (152 amino acids)
Molecular function (GO): sulfotransferase activity
Source: RefSeq, a predicted model, not a curated record